UUGCAUACGACCCGUCGGCGGGUAAGCAUCGAGUUUUUUGAUACUGCUUUUUUAAGUCGAACUAUACGAGCACAUAAGAGUAGUGUGUCCAAUCUAAUAUUCAAUCCAAGAUUCGAACGUUGUUUACGUUGUUGCUUCCUAGAUUCAUAUUAAUUUUCCCAUCAAAAGUGAUCUUUUGCGCUUGCCAUCCCAUUUCGUUUGGUGUGGUGUGUGUCCAAUCACCCGGACGCAAACGGGACACUCUCGUAGUCGAAGUGGAUGCCACCGCAGCCACUGCCGUGUGUAUAUAACUUCCAUGUCCUACUAAACGAAAAUGAAAACGAGUUUACGACUCGACCAAGUGUUGUGCAUCUUUGAGAUUCACGUGUGCUUAUUACCUCGUCAUCUUCUGCUGUAGUAGAUGACUUUCGAGUUUCAAGUUUCGGGUGCAGACCGUCGAGAUAGGCACCACCAAAUUUUUGCCAAACGGAGAUGUCCCAAGUGCAACGAAAAGUGUAGUGUUGGAACACUAGUUUAUAUUCGAAUUCGACACAUCAUAUAGAGAAAAUAAAAAAAUCGGAUAAAAAAAGGAUUUAAAAUGCAAAUGAAGAUUCUCAUAUUGCCAUUGCCUGUGUUAACAAGUGCUCUCUUGCUGCUGCUUCUCUCACAUGAAGUCGAUUCUUCAUUUAUCGGUUCGGAGAAAAUAUUUUCCAAGGGACGGGAAAUUAUUAUUACAGACGCGGUGAAACGAAUUAAACGUGAUGGAUACCCUGUUGAAGUGCACACAGUACAAACACUUGACGGUUACAUACUAAAGUUGCAUAGAAUUCCAUACAAUGGUGGCGAACGCAGACCGGUUGUCUUUCUCAUGACCGGAAUCUAUGCGUCAUCCGAUGCCUGGGUGCUAAACGGUCGAGAGAAUUCACUGCCAUACUUGCUAUCCAACAAUGGAUACGAUGUCUGGAUGGGCAACAACAGGGGCAACAUUUACACAAAGAAAAACGUCAACUUCUCGCCCAACGAUCGAGAGUUUUGGAAUUUCAGUUGGCACGAGAUGGGAGUGUACGACAUGCCAGCCAUGGUUGAUUACAUCCUCGCUAUCACAGGCCAAAAGACAAUGCAUUUCGGAGGAGUUUCCCAGGGAGCAACUAUUUUUCUAGUCAUGAAUGCAAUGUUUCCCCAAUAUAAUGAAAAGUUUGACACAGCACAUCUGCUGGCGCCAGUUGCUUUCGUCAAUCAUAUGAAAGGCCCUCUGGCGGGAAUAUUUGCACCAGUUCUUGGUACCCGCAAUUACUUGUCAAUAAUGCUAGAGGGCGUUGAGAUGCUGUCGACUAAUAAAUUCUUCAAACGCCUGCUCUCUAUGGGUUGUUUGCAGGACGAAAAUCCACAUGUGUGUGCGAGUAGGAUUUGGCCAGCUGUGGGCUACGACACAAAACAUCUCAACAAGACAUUAAUUCCAGAUAUAAUGGCAAACUUUCCAGUUGGUGGAUCAUUCAAGCAAAUCAUGCACUACUUCCAGAGUUAUAACUCUGGCAAGUUUCGCCAGUAUGAUUAUGGACCGGAAAAGAACAAGAUAGUGUACAACCAAACGAGUCCUCCGGAUUAUCAAUUGGACAGAGUCACUGUUCCUACAUUUAUUUAUUUCUCAGUGAACGAUUAUAUUGUUUCGGUUAGGGAUAUCCAGCGAUUGGUUAUGCAUUUGCCAAAGGUACAUGCUCUGUACAGAAUGCCUUGGGAUAAAUGGAAUCACCUUGACUUUAUUUGCGGGCAAGGAGUCAAGGAGUACAUUUUCGAUAAAGUUGUGGAUAUUGUUAAUGCCUAUACGUAUUACAAGGAAAAGCGAAAGGAUAUAAGUUAUUUUUAGGUUUAUGUAGAGAAAUUGUGAUGCGACUGAAACCAAAAUGUAAAAUAAUUUUAUUAUUUUUUAAAUUUUAGUUUAAUUUUUUGUAUAAUAAAA
This is a messenger RNA of Episyrphus balteatus (marmalade hoverfly), 1936 nucleotides long. RefSeq names its product lipase 3. The transcript has 3 exons. Gene Ontology annotation, biological process: lipid metabolic process. The record is from RefSeq and is a predicted model, not a curated record. Bases 578 to 1843 code for a protein of 421 amino acids. Gene Ontology annotation, molecular function: hydrolase activity, acting on ester bonds. Lineage: Eukaryota; Metazoa; Arthropoda; Insecta; Diptera; Syrphidae.